This is a messenger RNA of Phytophthora sojae, 1767 nucleotides long. RefSeq lists its product as hypothetical. The transcript is spliced from 2 exons. NCBI's taxonomy places the organism in Eukaryota, Oomycota, Peronosporomycetes, Peronosporales, Peronosporaceae. Gene Ontology annotation, cellular component: perinuclear region of cytoplasm. The record is from RefSeq and is a predicted model, not a curated record. The coding region runs from base 1 to 1767 and encodes 588 amino acids.
AUGCAGCCAGGGUACGCCCAGCUACGCGGUAGCGAGGCGGAUGCAGGCGGGGAAGUGGAGGCUGAAGAGGAAGACAAGCGACCUGUUGCCGGGGAUAGCAGCUACGAUUCGUUGUGGGAUGACGUUGACGGUAGCAAUGCACUGGAAGAGCUGAAGUCACCACGAGACCACGACGCGCACUCUCUCAUUGACGUGCUGUCCAGCCAGCUCCAGAACCGGGAGAUCCCGCAGUAUCUGGACGAGUUCGAGGUCGUGAUCCCCGACGCUGAGGUCGUGGUCGGAUCGGUGCCUAUUGAGGAGGUGCAGCAGCGAGAGCAGCAGGUGGAGGAGGCGAAGCUCCGUCAGGCCGAACUGGAGAGCGCCCUCUAUCGUCAGCGCGAGAUUCAUUUGGCCAAGCAAGAAGCGCUGGCUCGUGAGCGAUUGUUGCAGGAAGCUCGACGAAGACAUGCUGAGCUGGUGCUGAAAGACCGCCAAGCUGCUGAAGCCAUGCAGCUACGCGCGCGGAGAAUUGGGCACGUGUUCCAGCAGGCUGAGACCCAUUUGAAGGACACUUUGAAGAAACAAGAGGCGCGGGUCGAGCAGAUUUAUGGGUCGUUGAUGCCCUCGCGCGUCCCGCAGAGUCGAAAGAGGUACCGAGUGGAGUGGGCUCGGAUACCGCUGGCUAUCCGCGUGAGGGGCAGGAUGCUGAACGCCGUGAAAGAUAAGCUGCCGCAUGGUCAGUACGUUAUGGUGGCGACUUUGUAUGAUCGUUUGGGCGGUCAUGCGCUACACUGGACGAAUUGGGACCCAGAAGUAUCUCCGGCAGCAGAGACAACCAGUGAUAGUAAUCCAUCGAGUACUCACAGGGGUCGUCCUAACUUCACGCGGCCAUUCCAUCACCGCGGCCGCUUCUACAAUACUGAAGUCGUCGUGAACCAAGACAUGUUCGUGGUUUGUCCGCCAGAAGUGGAGCUGCGACCAGGGAACACCAUCAUCUUUGAGCUUUUCCUGCUCUCUCAGUCGACCGCAGCGGCUUACGCUGGCAAUAAUGUGAUGUCGAUGCCUAAAAGGAGGCGACGGGGAGGGGGUCAGCUCCUAAAUCAAACUAUGGCGAUGCAGACCGACCACGUCGUAGCCUGGGGGGCCUUACCACUCACGACACCCGAGUUUCAGGUCGUGCAGGGGAAGUUCAAGCUGCCACUACUGCGCGGAGAAAUGGAUCACACGAUGGACAAGUACCAAGACAUGGAAAAAAUGUACCGGCACGACUUGUCCUCGUGGCUCUGCAAUUUCUACCUCCAAGUGUACCAUCUCCCCAAGCCUCCUGCUGCCUUGCUGCACCGGUCACCUCGGAAUCGAGGCACAGAUGAUGAUUACUUUGAUGCGGAGAUUGAUGAGCGCGGUGGUCUGCUACGACUAAUGCUGCCAGAGGUGGAAAACAGUCACCAAAGGUAUAUGCGUAAGAUGUCGACGCAGCCGAGUGACUCUGGUCAGACUAUUCGGAAGCGGUCGCAGUCUUCCGCUCAAUCUCAUGUAAAGGGCAAUUCCAAGCAUCAUGGCGGUGCAGCAGUGAAGCCGUACUCGUCAGCGUCGACAUUGUUGGUGGACGAGGAGGAGGCCACAACUACCAAGAAAAAGAGAGCCAAGCCGCCCCCGCGAAUUUUGUCCUCAACGCGGUGGCGGUGGAAGCGAUGGCUCUCUAGCUUCGGUCAAACCAAGAAGACUCGGGUCUACGUACGUGGUGUUUUUUUUUCUCCUUUACACUGUCCUCGACACUUACUAACAUGA